GGGGAGGGGGAAGAGGAAGAGGAGGAGGAGGAGGAGGAGGAGGAGGCCUACAUCAGGACCUUUUUCUACGUCGGCGGAGGCUACGUCAGAAAUGGAAAAGAGGCUCACGUAUUCCGUGAGCAGAUGUAUGUCGAGAAGCUGCUCCCUGUCGGCGGCCCAACCCAAGAGCCGCCCAUCGUCCUGAUCCAUGGCCUGUCCCAGACUGGCACCAACUUUCUGAAUAAGCCCGACGGCGGCCGUGGAUGGGCUUCCGAUUUCAUCAGCCAGGGUUACGAAGUCUACCUGGUUGACCAGACGCUGGGUGGGCGCUCGGGUGCCCUGUCUGCCGAGUCGAGCAUGACGGCCGAGAUGGUCGAGAAGCACUUCACAGCUCCGAGCGAAUACGACCUGUGGCCGGCCGCGGCCAAGCAUACGCAGUGGCCCGGGACGGGGCGGAUGGGCGACGCCGUCUUCGACGCCUUCUACAGCGCCUUCGUCCCCUUUGACGGCGACGAUGUGCGCCACCAGACGACCAUGCAGCAGGCCGGCUCAGCCCUCCUGGACCGCAUAGGCAGACCUGCCAUCCUCGUCGCCCACAGCCAGGGAGGUUCCAUGCCUCUCCUCAUGGCUGAUUCCCGACCGGGGCUGGCACGCGCCCUCGUGCUUCUCGAGCCCCGUGGGCCGCCCUUUCGCCAGUCCGUCAUCUACACGGGCCCUGCGCGGCCGUGGGGGCUGACAGAUAUUCCGCUCACGUUCUCGCCGCCUGUAAAUGACCCAUCCGACUUUGUUCUGCAGACCCUGCCCGCGCGUGGCGAGGGGUUCUCCGAGCGAGUCUUGCAGGCCGACGACCCGCCGCCGCGACAGCUCGUCAACCUGGCCCCCUUACCUAUCCUUGUCGUCACGGGGGAGGCGUCAUACCAUGCGGACUAUGACUACUGCACUGUCGAGUUUCUCCGCCAGGCUGGCUGCCACAGGACAGAGCACCUCGAGCUCGGCGAGGUGGGCGUACACGGUAACGGGCACAUGUUCUUUCUCGAGAAGAACAGCAGCCGGAUACAAGGAGUAGUACAUGACUGGAUCCGGAAGCUACCUGCACGUCAAUAG
Messenger RNA from Geosmithia morbida, 1083 nucleotides. Its product is annotated as exported protein. NCBI's taxonomy places the organism in Eukaryota, Fungi, Ascomycota, Sordariomycetes, Hypocreales, Bionectriaceae. The record is from RefSeq and is a predicted model, not a curated record. The annotation marks the transcript as partial. The transcript has 2 exons.